AUGGAAACAAGUUGUAUCCGAUGUGGUGAUAAACUUGAGACAGCAGAUCAUGUUCUGUUUGAUUGUCCCUUUGCAAGACAUGUUUGGUUUGGUUGCUCACUCUUUUAUUCUCCACCUACUUUUCCAAAGCUGUCGGAUUGGCUAAAGCAAUGGGACUUAAUCUUCAAAGAGGAUAAGAAGAAGGAUAGGGAAGUUCUAUCUAAAACCCCUUUCAUCAUGUGGUAUUUGUGGAGGGCAAGGAAUGACCUAUGUUUUACUGGGAAAUCUUGGUCUCCACAAGAAGUUAUAAGAGUGGUUGAAAAGGCUUUCUUGGAAUUCUUCUCAACUAUAGCUCCUCCAGUAGCUAGCGAAGCUCCAACACAGCAAGAACCGAGCACUUCUACAUCACCAAUUGGUGUGCACAAGGUGAAUUGUGAUGUUGCUGCCUCUUCAGGAUAUACUAAGGGAGGUCUAAAGCUGAUAGAUAGAGAUCACACAGGAGUACAAUCUAAGGCAGUUUCCAUACCACAUCACUUUCAAUCGGUUUGUCAAGGGGAAGCUCUAUCUAUUCAGAAUGCUUUAACUAUGGCUUUAGCAAAUGGCUUCUCUCAUUUGAUGGUAGAGAGUGAUAGCAAAGAGACGACUGAUUACAUUCUAGACCAAAACCUAGUUGCACCUCUUGUCAUGGCACCAAUCCUCACAGACAUAUGGACCCUCUCCCAUUCUUUCGAUUUGAUCUCUUUUUGUUAUAUUCCAAGGGCUCAGAAUGUUGUCGCUGAUGCCCUGGCCAGGAAGGCCCUGUCACUGAUGUGUGUGAUAGAUUGGCCAGAAUCCACUCCGUGGCUCCAUGAUCUUUUCGUGAAGGAUGCUACUGGUUGUACACAUACUUCUUCUUAA
Macadamia integrifolia is the source of this 876-nucleotide messenger RNA. RefSeq lists its product as uncharacterized. The record is from RefSeq and is a predicted model, not a curated record. NCBI's taxonomy places the organism in Eukaryota, Viridiplantae, Streptophyta, Magnoliopsida, Proteales, Proteaceae. The transcript has a single exon. The coding region runs from base 1 to 876 and encodes 291 amino acids. Gene Ontology annotation, molecular function: nucleic acid binding; RNA-DNA hybrid ribonuclease activity.